AGCCAUUGGUAGUCUAAUAUAAUAGUUCAAAGCAAUUAAUCUCAUGUGUUUUCGAUUGCAACUGCAGAGUAGGCAAGAACACAACCGCCAGCAGCAGCCAUGGCCACCGCUCAUUUGCUUUGCAACAACCAUAUCUUUAAUCCUUCUCGCCAUUCCUUCUCUAAAAGCAAUCUCCCUUCAACUCGGCCAAGUGGGUCUGUCUAUUUUAAUCAAAGACAAAGAGUCCCACUGGUCAAAGCCACGAAGAAACAGCUAGAGAUAGUGUAUGAUCCUGAUGAAAGGUUAAACAAGUUGGCUGAUGAUGUAGACAAGAAUGCUCCUCUUUCAAGGCUCACUUUGUUCUCACCGUGCAAGAUUAAUGUUUUCCUCAGAAUAACCAGUAAAAGAGAAGAUGGGUAUCACGAUUUGGCAUCUCUCUUUCAUGUAAUUAGUCUAGGAGAUACAAUUAAGUUUUCUUUAUCUCCUUCAAAAUCGAAGGACCGUUUAUCAACCAAUGUGUCUGGGGUACCUCUUGAUGAAAGGAAUUUGGUUAUUAAAGCUCUUAACCUUUACAGAAAAAAAACUGGUACUGACAACUUCUUUUGGAUUCAUCUAGAUAAGAAGGUGCCUACUGGGGCAGGGCUUGGUGGUGGAAGCAGUAAUGCUGCAACUGCCCUAUGGGCUGCAAAUCAGUUCAGUGGUGGCAUUGCUACUGAGAAUGAUCUCCUAGAAUGGUCAAGCGAGAUUGGUUCAGACAUCUCCUUCUUUUUUUCUCAUGGAGCAGCCUAUUGUACUGGUCGUGGUGAAAUUGUUCAAGAUAUUCCUUCACCUGUUCCUCUAGACAUUCCAAUGGUUCUCAUAAAGCCCCAGGAGGCUUGUCCAACUGGUGAAGUUUACAAGCGCUUUCGAUUGGAUCAAACCAGUCAGGUUGAUCCUUUAACAUUGCUUGAGAAGAUCUCAAAUAGUGGAAUAUCUCAAGAUGUUUGCAUCAAUGAUUUGGAACCUCCUGCUUUUGAAGUUCUCCCAUCUCUCAAAAGAUUAAAACAACGUAUAAUGGCAGCAAGCCGUGGACAAUAUGAUGCAGUUUUUAUGUCUGGGAGUGGAAGUACCAUUGUCGGAUUGUUCCCAGAUCCUCCAACAAUUAUAUAUAUAUUAUGA
Molecule: messenger RNA, 1137 nt
Organism: Jatropha curcas
Lineage: Eukaryota; Viridiplantae; Streptophyta; Magnoliopsida; Malpighiales; Euphorbiaceae
Gene: CDPMEK
Product: 4-(cytidine 5'-phospho)-2-C-methyl-D-erithritol kinase
Biological process (GO): terpenoid biosynthetic process
Cellular component (GO): chloroplast
Molecular function (GO): ATP binding; 4-(cytidine 5'-diphospho)-2-C-methyl-D-erythritol kinase activity
Source: RefSeq, a predicted model, not a curated record